AAUGGGGGUGGAUGCGUAUCAAGGGGUGGGCGUGGCUUCCCAAUCUAAGCCCCUCCUUCCCCCCAGGCGGGCAGAAGGCCCGGGUGGUCUUCGCCGAGCUGGCCUGUCGGGAGCCCGACGUGCUCAUCCUGGACGAGCCCACCAACAACCUGGACAUCGAGUCCAUCGACGCCUUGGCCGACGCCAUCAACGACUACAAGGGGGCGGUGAUCGUGGUGAGCCACGACGCCCGGCUGAUCACCGAGACCAACUGCCAGCUGUGGGUGGUGGAGGAGCAAGGGCUGAGCCAGAUCGACGGCGACUUCGACGACUACAAGAGGGAGGUGCUGGAGGCGCUGGGAGAGGUCGUGGUGCACCGGCCCCGCGAGUGAGGGGGGCUCGU
Molecule: messenger RNA, 382 nt
Organism: Empidonax traillii (willow flycatcher)
Lineage: Eukaryota; Metazoa; Chordata; Aves; Passeriformes; Tyrannidae
Product: ATP-binding cassette sub-family F member 1-like
Exons: 3
Coding region: 12-371 (119 amino acids)
Molecular function (GO): ATP binding
Source: RefSeq, a predicted model, not a curated record